AUGAAUAUACAAAAAACAGUCAUUUUCCUCUGUGGAAUAUUAUCACUCCUGUGGGACACUGCUCAGAGUGGAUGCUCCUGUACAUCUGGAACUACAUCUCCGGAUGCAAAUGGUGAUCCUCACUACUUCAAUGUAUGCUCAGAUGGGCAACAGAUCCGAGCUAAGUGCCCUCCCUUAACAUUGUAUGUUGAAAGUACAGCCAAGGGCAAUGUGACGAAUUGUCAAGCAACAUACGCAGGAUGUUCCGAAACUUUGUCUGGUUGUGUACCUUGUCAAUACUUCCCAUGGCCGACAAAAGAUGGAUCAGAUUCAGCGACCGGAACUGACGCAGAGGUAGAACUUCCCUCUCCAGUGAAAUUGGCUUCAAUGACACCUCCUGCAUGCGACGCGGUUGGGCCAGCCGCACCAUACUGUGAUCCAUCAUAUUACUGGAAUUGCGAAAAACCUUAUGCAACUGCGAAGUUAAAGCCAUGCCCGCCUGGUUAUGGGUUCUCUACACGCAGAAUAAUUGGUUGUGUUGAUUGGUUUAAUUGGAAUACAGAAGACCCAGAUACGCCAUCAUCAUCUGAAUAA
Molecule: messenger RNA, 573 nt
Organism: Hermetia illucens (black soldier fly)
Lineage: Eukaryota; Metazoa; Arthropoda; Insecta; Diptera; Stratiomyidae
Exons: 1
Coding region: 1-573 (190 amino acids)
Source: RefSeq, a predicted model, not a curated record